Molecule: messenger RNA, 2357 nt
Organism: Biomphalaria glabrata
Lineage: Eukaryota; Metazoa; Mollusca; Gastropoda; Planorbidae
Exons: 8
Coding region: 167-1594 (475 amino acids)
Molecular function (GO): 2-oxoglutarate-dependent dioxygenase activity
Source: RefSeq, a predicted model, not a curated record
UAGAUAUCUAGAUCUAUCUACAGUAAUCUCCCUUUGGUUUCACUACGAACAUCAAAAUAAACUCGUGUCUUGUAGUUGUAGAGAUCAAUCUCGAGCAAAAAGAUGAGAUCCAGGGCAGACAACUAAUAACUCAGUUUAAAUCUGUCAACUGAUUCAAGAAGCAACAAUGUACACCUCAGUGAAGAACAUCCUCAGCUUUGUUCUCUUGAUCUGUUUCCUUCCCUGUUGCUUGAGUCAAACUCCGAAAGCUAAGCCUUACAAGUCUAAAAAUUUUCUCACACCACCCAGAGGAGUCACUCUCAUCGGAAAAAUUUCAAAUCCUGCCGUCUUCUAUGGCCACUUUGUACAUCCAAGCAAGCCAUUAUGGAUGAGGUCUGUUUUAGAAUCUGUAGAUCAUCCUGGCAUUACAGAUUGGACUGAUGAUUAUUUAAGAAAGAAAUAUCCUAAUGAGCCAGUUAAAGUUGAAACAAGCAAAAAAGAGGAUCGCUCAAAGCCCCCAACAUGGCUGACUAUAAAUCAGUUUCUCAGCUACUACACCUCUGAGGAAUUGUACCUGGUACAUUCUCUUGAUGGCAAAAUGUCAGAUAUGGUCUUGGUUCCACAGAACCUUCAUUGUGGAGGUUUUCAGAAGAUGAUCCAGCAAGCAGUACUGUGGCUUGGAAGUGGUGAGAUUCAAUCUGUGCUACACUAUGAUGAGCUGGACAAUAUGCUGUGCAUGUUGGAAGGACAGAAACAUGUUAUUCUUAUAGACAAAGCACACAAAGCAGAUGUUGAAGCUGAGGGAUUUGUGGAAGCUGGUGGAUAUAGUUUGGUCGAUGUGGAUAAUAUUGAUAGAAAAAAAUUUCCAAAACUGUACAAUAUUGAAUGGUAUGAAGUUCUUCUCAAUCAAGGGGACUGUCUUUUUAUACCUAGAGGAUGGUACCAUCGAAUGAAAUCAAGUGGACAUCGCCAUAUGGCUAUCAACAUUUGGUUUGCCCACCUCCAUUGGUUUGACUCUGAUAAUUGCUCCAUAAUUCAGGACUUUUAUAAACCACUGGAGCCUAUAUCUACAUUUGGUUUUGCAUCUCCGAAUGAGGUGUACAGGUCUAAACUGUUGGACAAACUAGUGGAUAAAGGCUUCAUCAUUAAAGAUGUUCUAAUUUCAGCACUAGACACUGGUACUGUGGAAAGAAGGUCAAAGUUUUUCGACGCAGUCAACAAAUAUCAAGAUGGGGUUUUAUCAUGGAGUGAGAUGUAUGGUUUCAAUAUUGACAAGGCCCUGGCCAAGUUCCCUGACAUAUUUGGACUACCUGGCAAUGUUGCAGAUGAUACAGAAGAGGUUAUUCUCUAUGAUCCCAUCAUUGAUGUCCCAUCCUUAGAGGAUAACGAAGAGAACAGUGAUGAUGAUGAAAUUGUUACUGGUAGCAGUGACCUUCAGCCUGAUGACCCAGGCAUAGCUUUGUCCCAGGGUGUAUUUCCACUGCCGGACGAUCCUGCCUCUGGCUCCACAAAUACUAAAGAAGACUUGGACACAUUUAAUUCUACAACCGAAAAUGACAGUAAUGAAAAUAUUAUCACUACUAAUAAACCUCUUAAAAAGAAAAUAGAACUUUAAUGUCAAAGGUGUAGUAGUUGUGUACAAAAUGAUAGACCUGUAAACAUGGGAGAAGCUGUUCUAAAUGUUUCAGCCCAACUCUUGAUGUCACCACUAGGGCUGUUCAAAAGAAAGUGGGAUAUCUCUUGCUCCAGAAUCUCCAGCUGCAGGAGACAUAGCUCACAGGGCUCUGUGAGGGUACACGUAUCCUGCCUUCACCCCCAGAGUUUAUGGCAUUUAUGAUAAGUAAGCAAGGUGUGAAGGAGUGGAGUAUUUGUUAAUCAAACAGCUAAUAUCCUAACAGCAUUGGAGACAAGACGCAUGAAGUAGCCCUCUUGCAUUCUCUUUCAAAAAGCUUAUCAGUUAUGGAAUUUGUAGUUAUGUUUAUAAAUGAUUGUUUUGUUAACAAAUAUACUGUGUUUGUGUACAAAAAAUAUUCUUUUAUUAAUUUUACAACUUGUCAAUAUUUUUUCUAGUUCCAAACCUUCUCUCUUUAGAUAAUAGUACUUUACAUAUAUACAUCUAGUAAUGUAGCCUGUUGAGUCAUGUUUUACUGUCCCAGUGUAGAAGAUUGUUAACAUUACACAAGAUGUUGUACUGUACUUUGUAAUGCACUUUAUUAUUUAACAUUUUUACAUUCCACAAACUCUAAUAUGUAUACACAGAAAAACAAAAAAGGAGAAUCUCAAUAAUAAUUUAUUUAUUUAUUAUUUGUUUUUACAUUCCAGUUUUUGUAAACUAAGUUAUGUACAAUUAUUUUUAUAAAUAAAUCUUUUAAAUAACA